AUGUCACACGAUGGCAAAUCUUUCACAUAUGUGAAUCAGCUGGCCUCUAGCAAUACCGAUCUGUCCAAACGCGAGGACUGGUUCACAGUUGCCUGCUGCCCGCCAAACAUCUUGCGGUUGCUUGCCCAGAUUGGAGGCUACAUUUGGAAUACACACGUGGACUGUACUGGGGUCAGCCAUGUCGCCGUACAUUUGUACGUCUCGUCUGAGUUUGAUCUACGAAUCAGGGGCGGUGAAGCCAAGAUUCGUCAAGAGACGAAGUGGCCUCACGAAGGGGAUGUGCACUUCAGCAUAACACCCAGCCAGGGCAUGGUCAGUCUUAUGCUGCGUAUACCAGGCUGGGCUGUCGAGUAUAGCUCCCGCACAGUUGAGCUCAAUCGCUGA
This is a messenger RNA of Recurvomyces mirabilis, 384 nucleotides long. RefSeq lists its product as uncharacterized. NCBI's taxonomy places the organism in Eukaryota, Fungi, Ascomycota, Dothideomycetes, Mycosphaerellales, Teratosphaeriaceae. The record is from RefSeq and is a predicted model, not a curated record. The transcript has 2 exons. Bases 1 to 384 code for a protein of 127 amino acids.